GAUCCACUGUGUCCGCGCUUGCUUGUUGUAAGCCAAAGCCCACAUCCACUCCUAGGAUCCCUUUUGUCCGCCUUUUUGCAGCUUGGAUAGUGGUAGUGCUGUGACCAUGCCAGUAAAAGCGUCCACAUUUCUCGACUAUAAAGCCGGGUCUAUUCAUGAUGGUACAUACUAUCAACGUCUCACAAGCUCAGUGCGACUCCUGUAUAUUUCCUGUAUCCAUCAUCGUCUCUCUUACGCCGUCCAACCACCAUGAUUCCUCCAUUUUCCAUCCCAAUAUACGAAUCGCCCGCCUACGUUCUCUCUGGUCUCACCUUUCCGCAGCUGCCGCUGGACACCCAGCAUUACUUGCUAGACACAGCAAAACUAGUGCCCCCUCACGCGCCCCACUUGAACACCAUCGAGCGGGAAUACAGAGUUAUAUGCAAUGCUCUCGUUAGCAGCCUCGUAGAGAAUAAUAAAGCCCUCGUGGCAUCGCGGCUUGAGGCCCUCGUCAUGGCCUAUGAUUUUCAAAGGGAGAACCCGCCUCAGCCCAGUGCAGAAUGGCACGAAACAAUGCAGGAAAGGCGCCUUCGCACAGUCUUUGAUGUCCUGCUGCCAGAGCGAGAGCUAAUCUUCAACGCAUUCAUGAUCAAGUUUGACGCGCUCGUCUGGCUUGAUCAAGAAAGAUACGAGGAUUACACUCCUGAGGAUUGGCAGCGGUACAGGGACGCGCUGCUGGAACCUAUUCUUGACUAUACAAACAGACAACUUGUCGUGCUGGAGGAGCGCGUCGUAAACCGCUCCGAGUCUCAUGGAUCUCACAGUCUGGCGCUUCCCAACCCACCAUACUCACUGGUCAGUUCAUACCGCCAAAACACAACCCGCGCACGCUCAAGGAUAUUCGCAACCCGUAGACCCGACUCCAGAGGGGUUUGGUCCAGGGGUCGGAGGUUAAACCGGCAUUCAUAAAGGACUUGGAUCUUACUGGACACAAAUCGAACAAUUCAUUAUCAUUAUGCAACGAAGCACAUGUACAAUCAUUAACGCUGUUACAUACAAACAUACUCCUAUGUACUUGAUUACACUAGGAUGAUGUCUGUACAGCAUUACAAUCGUUAUCUCUCCAGUGGUGUGGAGUACCAUGCCGUGUCCGUAACCUCAAGUGGAAAAUACAACUGCCACC
Suillus clintonianus is the source of this 1162-nucleotide messenger RNA. RefSeq lists its product as uncharacterized. The record is from RefSeq and is a predicted model, not a curated record. The transcript has a single exon. NCBI's taxonomy places the organism in Eukaryota, Fungi, Basidiomycota, Agaricomycetes, Boletales, Suillaceae. The coding region runs from base 250 to 948 and encodes 232 amino acids.